Puccinia triticina is the source of this 519-nucleotide messenger RNA. RefSeq lists its product as uncharacterized. Bases 1 to 519 code for a protein of 172 amino acids. Gene Ontology annotation, molecular function: protein N-terminal-serine acetyltransferase activity; protein-N-terminal-glutamate acetyltransferase activity. Gene Ontology annotation, biological process: N-terminal peptidyl-glutamic acid acetylation. The record is from RefSeq and is a predicted model, not a curated record. Gene Ontology annotation, cellular component: NatA complex. NCBI's taxonomy places the organism in Eukaryota, Fungi, Basidiomycota, Pucciniomycetes, Pucciniales, Pucciniaceae. The transcript is spliced from 8 exons.
AUGGACAUCAGACAAGCAACAGUCGCUGAUUUACCUGGAAUGCAACAUUGCAAUCUGAUGAAUUUGCCAGAAAACUAUCAGAUGAAAUAUUACAUGUAUCAUCUGCUCACUUGGCCUCAACUUUCUUUUGUCGGGGUCGACCAGAAGGGAAGAGUUGUAGGCUAUAUUCUUGCGAAGAUGGAAGAGGAUCCUACCGAUGAGCCUCAUGGUCAUGUCACGUCGAUCUCAGUUCUGAGGACCUAUCGUCGUCUGGGUUUGGCAAAUAAAUUGAUGCAACAAUCUCAAAAGGCCAUGCGAAACGUGUUCGGAGCCAAAUAUGUUUCUCUUCACGUUCGCAAAACGAACCGGGCAGCGCUUAGCCUUUAUCAAGAUACGUUGGGCUUUGCCGUCAAAGAAAUCGAGAAAAAGUACUUCCCCGGCUUACCCACAUCUCUUCUUAUUGGCACUGAUCCUCAUGAUAAUGGACUUCCCUGGCUUGGCUUCGCCCAUUCCACCGACCUGUCGAACUUGUCACGCUAA